AUGAAGACAGUUAUAUCGGCCGACGAAUUUGGCACUGGUUAUAAUAAGUCAUCAACACUAAAAACAUUUGAUGUGACACUGGAGGCGUUAAAAACUAAACUUAAUUUACUAGAAGUAUUUUGGGGUUACAAUGAAAUUUGUGAGAAAGAAGUCGGACAGGAAGUUAGCGCUCUCAUUUUAGCCACCUGUUCUGCAACUGUGGAACGUUUCUCAGUCACAUAUGCUGGCCGGCCAAUCACGGGAGAUGCCGUAGUAACCACAAGUGCACAAACGAUGCCUGAAGCCACUGUACUUGUUCUACUCUCUUGUAUCAUAUGCACUGAUGACAGCUCACCAAUGUCCACUUUUGAUGAUGAAGUCUGUAAAGGCAAAAUUGUCUGUAGGAUCGACGGGAACUCAUUUAUAAUUAACGCAGAAAAUGAAACAAAUCCGACUUUAAGUGAUAGCUCAGCUAGUGUUGCCGCUCUACCUGUCACCAAUACAACUGCAUCAGCUCUAACAACAAAAACAUCUUUGAGUUCUUGUUUUACUAUAACAAAAACCUGGACGACCACGGCGACAACUAAAAAAUCGGCGUCGCCACAAAUAUUUAAUGCAAUAUACAGAGAACAAAAUCAACAACAGCAAAGAACACAAACAGACGUAAACGUUAAUCCAAAAAUUCGCACGUUUCGCGUUAUUUUCGCUAACGAUGCUAAACUACAGCAACGCAACGAAAAAACAACAACAACCGCUACGCACUUCAAAAUACACAAACCAAUUUUAAUGUGUUUUAUAUGUAAAUUAUCCUUUGGUAUUACAAAAUCGUUUAGUUUGCAUGCAAGUAUUGAACACGGACUCAGCCUGCAGGAAUUGGAAAAAUAUUUAUUGUUGCAACGCGAAUAUUCGAGUGCCAUAAUCCAACGAAAUAUGGAUGAAAAACCCCAGAUAUCAUUCUUAGAACCAAUGGAUACUGCUACGUCAAGUUUAUUGCACAUUGAAUCACAACCCACUACACAUGCCAGUCGCCAAAUGACUGUGAUUGACAGAGAAGGGGAGACCGCGUUGGAAGUUAAAACUUUCACUGACAUAGUAAGCAACGAUGAAGGUGAUGAUGAUGAGAGUGAUAACGUAAAUAAUAAGACUACAAAUACCUUUGCUUCAGUAAACCAGUUCUCGGAUCCGGCCAAAAUCUCCCUCUCCACAGCUCCUGCUGCUAUGAUUUCUACCACCGUUGAUACCAGCCAAAGCCAUAGUGAUAAAAAGAGUUCAACACAGCUGCCUGAUCAUCGACAGCAUCUUAAGUAUUUUUAUGAUGAUAGUACAACAGAUGUUUGUUCGAUUUUGACAAAUUCAAAUAUUUUAACAUUAGGUUCUUCAAACUUAGAAAAAUUAAAAUCUAUUAAUACAAAUACAAACACUUCUACAACUAUAGAUGUUACCAACAACAAUACCGGCGGAUCACCUUUAAACCGCUUUAUCAUAGCAGCAGCAUGCACCAAAUCUAGCUUAACGGUUAAGCGAGCAUCAGAAAAACCUAUGGGUUCGUCGUUGACAGUUCAUAAUCUUCCAGCACCUGACAGUUUGAUCGUAACGUCUCUAUAUGCUUGCCCAUCUAACAAAACCUCACUGUCGCAAGAUGCUGAAACUUGUAACGCAAAUGAUAAUGAAAAUGAGGAUGAUAGUGAGAGAGACAGAGAUAAUGAAAUUGAUAAUGAUAACGAUAAUGAUAAUUGUAACGAUAACGGCAACGAGAAUGAGAAUGACAAUGCUAAUGAGAAUAAUAAUGAUCAUGUCAAUGAUAAUGAUAACGAUAAUGAUAGCGACAUUGAUAAUGAUGGUAUUGAUAACGUUAGCGUUAAUAAUAAUGGUAAUAGCUCUAUAACCAAAACAAUCGAGCAAAAAUCGCAUCAGAAAUUAAAUUUGGGGUCUUCAAAUAUUAACCAUAAAUCACUUUCUCUUCCUUAUAACAUUACAGCCGAUACCUUUUUAAAGCAGCGAUUACAAAAAAUUUCCACGGCAAAUGAAGGGCGUAUUUUAAAUUCGCCAGUGCAGGCGGACGGUAAUGAUAUACCUACCGAUGAUGAUGUUGAUAAAUCAGAUGCAUUGACAGCGCACUUGUCUCAGUUAUCCAUACCACACUCAUUUUCCUCACCUUUGCUUUCGCUCAAAUCAUCUGUUGUAUCAAUGUCAACUCCAGAAUCUGUCCAUCUUAAUUCCUUAGAAGCCUCCCUUCCCACCCUUAGCUCCGAGAAAAACAGCAAUAAAGCAAAAUUUUUAAAUGAGUUUCUGCAACAUCAGUUAAAUACUAUGUAUUUGCAGCAACAGUCCCUCCCGCGGCUAAUAAAUAAGCUUAGUGACACAUCCAUAGCUAUGUUUAAUACUACAUCACCACCCGCACCGACAUCAGCAGCUAAUGCCUGCCCACACCAUACCGAUUGUAAAGGUAUCGACUGCAAGUCAUGUGAACUUCUGGAAAUUCAGCAACAUUUCAAGCAGUCGGCCUCAGUAAUGCCCCAACUCUCGCCUACUGCUCCGAGCAUAGUCACUGCCGCCGCGGCAGCCGCUGCAGGUUUAGGAUUACUCUCAGCAACGAAUACCAUAUCACCACCGUCGAAUGUAAUUGUUAACUCGAGCGUGUUAACAGGAACGUUGAACCCAUCCAAUAUGGUAAGUUCGGGCCCUGGAAUCACUACAGCGUCAAAUGCCGGCAGUUUCACAAUCGGUGCCUGUUCGGAACACAUAAAUGGCCGACCCUUGGGCGUGGAUUGUGCCCGAUGUGAAAUGAUUUUAAGUUCAGCGCGAUUAAGCAGUAACAUACCAAUAUCAACGCGGAAUUCUUGCAAAACCCUUAAAUGUCCGCAAUGCAACUGGCAUUACAAGUACCAGGAAACCCUUGAGAUCCAUAUGCGCGAAAAACACCCAGAUGGAGAAUCAGCUUGUGGAUAUUGUUUAGCAGGGCAGCAACACCCCCGCUUAGCCCGCGGUGAGUCUUACUCCUGCGGUUACAAACCAUAUCGAUGUGAAAUAUGCAACUAUUCUACAACUACCAAAGGUAACCUUUCUAUCCACAUGCAAUCAGACAAGCAUUUGAACAACAUGCAAGAGAUUAAUAGCUCACAGAAUAUGGUUGCAGCGGCCGUCGUAGCGGCGGGUGGGGUGGCAACUGUUGGUGGUAAUUUGGAGGCAACAUCUAAACUGAAUUUGACAACGAGUACGAGUUCACAUCAGCAGCACCAACAACCAUCGAUCAGCAUCAAUAACAGUAAAUGCAGUAACACCGCAACUUUCACUGCCAGCAAUACCAUCAGUGGCAGCACCAAUAACAACGCUCUUACCCCAGGGGGAAAUCCAUUGAACAGUAAUGUUGGAAACGUGAACAGCAAUUCUGGUGGCCUUCAUAAGACUAAACCUUCCUUUCGAUGUGAUAUUUGCAGUUAUGAAACGUCGGUAGCACGCAAUUUACGCAUACACAUGACAAGCGAGAAACAUAUGCAUAAUUUGACGGUUUUACAAAACAACAUUAAACAUAUACAUGCGUUCACCUUCUUGCAACAACAACAACAACAACAACAACAACAACAACAAAACAGUUGUUUUAUACCAGAAGUAGCUUUGGCCGAUUUGGCCUACAAUCAAGCGCUAAUGAUACAAUUUUUGCACCAAAAUGCAGCUAUAGCUGCUUCUCAAUGUCAAAGUAGUUUGAUGCCAUCCCCCGCGUUACCAACUAGUUCGAAAGGCUUUCUCCAAAUUGUAGGUAAUAAUCAUAACGCAACCUUGAGCAAACCACAAGAGAUCUCCCCAAUUAUAAACGAAUUGCAACAGUCACCUUUCUCCACGAAACCACCAUGUAGUGACUUGGGGAGCAGUGAUGGUAGCAUGACAAUGGAAUCACCACCUUAUAUUCCAGAUCCCUGGCCUACAAUGCUUUACAGCUGUCUAGUUUGCUCAAAUUUUAACACUAACAACCUCGACGAAUUAAAUCAGCAUUUGCUCGUCGACCGUUCUCGGCAGCCGGUUAUCAGUGGGCUGACCCCGAAUGUAAUUACGAGUGCUACUGAUCCUUACGCAACUUCAUCCCUUACUGAGGUUCCGAAUAUCAAUAGUAGCGGCGGUUCUCCAGCGAUUACAACUGCUUCUGUCAAUGUUUCUUCUGCCAGCACUGCUCUGUUUUCUGACAUCAUGGUGAUACAGAAUAACAACUACAUCUGCCGCUUAUGCAACUACAAAACUAAUCUCAAAGCAAAUUUUCAAUUGCACAGCAAAACAGACAAACAUCUUCAAAAGCUAAGUUUUAUCAACCAUGUGCGCGAGGGUGGAAAGCGCAACGAGCACAAGCUAAAAUUUUAUCAAAAACAACAACAACAAAUUGGCAGCAAUAGUGUGCAAAUCAAGUGCAACUGCUGCGAUUUUUAUACAAACUCUAUUCAGAAGUUGUCUUUGCACACGCAACACAUGCGUCACGAUGCAAUGCUCUUGAUAUUUAAGCACCUGAAUUCUUUAAUUUAUGAGCAACAAAAGCACCGGCAACAGCAGGAAAAGAAACAACAGGAGCAACGUAUGUAUAGCAAAAGCAACAGCAAAGAGAAUGAAUCAUACAAAUCCUCUUCGCCAUCAUUAAAAUCGACAUCGGCAAUAACGACAACAGCGGCGGCAGGCAGUCUACCUGACGCUCCCGCUACGCAAAAUAUAUUGUGUUGUCAAGUGUGCAAUUUUAGCGCUUUAUCUUUGCUGGAAAUGUUGCAGCACGUAAAAAGUUUACGUCACCUACAAGUGGAACAGUUUGCUUGUUUGCAAAGGCGCAGCGAACAGCUUGAAAAGCUCAGUGUAGGCGAGAUGUUCAAACUUAACGAAGAGUCCUCGCCAUGCUUUGACCGAGCAAUUUGCCAGCAGCAACAAGUACAAUCGGAGCUCUUAGUUGCUGAUGAUAGUUUUGCCGACAAUGACGAGGCAAUUGAAGAUAUUAAUAUGACCAGUGGAGAUAUUAACAUAUUUUUAAAUUCAUAA
Glossina fuscipes is the source of this 4986-nucleotide messenger RNA. Its product is annotated as zinc finger protein 2-like. Gene Ontology annotation, molecular function: RNA polymerase II cis-regulatory region sequence-specific DNA binding; DNA-binding transcription factor activity, RNA polymerase II-specific. The transcript is spliced from 8 exons. The record is from RefSeq and is a predicted model, not a curated record. Gene Ontology annotation, cellular component: nucleus. NCBI's taxonomy places the organism in Eukaryota, Metazoa, Arthropoda, Insecta, Diptera, Glossinidae. Gene Ontology annotation, biological process: regulation of transcription by RNA polymerase II. The coding region runs from base 1 to 4986 and encodes 1661 amino acids.